AGCGGUCGGGCCGGGCCGGAGCCAUGGCGGGCGCGGGGCGGCUGGAAGAGCUGGAGCUGAGCGCCGAGGAGGCGGAGCGGCUCCGCCGGGCCUUCCACGACAAGCAGUUCCAGGAGCUCUUCGCCGACUACGCGGCGGAGCUGGCCGACCCGGAGCAACGUCGGUUGUACGAGGAAGAGGUGGCGGCCCUGGAGAGGGAACGCGGCGUGGAGGUGCGCUUCGUCCACCCCGCGGCGGGCUACGUGCUGCGCACCAGCCAGGCCGGCUCCCGCCGCUGCUACCUCAACGUCUGCAGCAACCCGCAGGUCGGCCCGCCGCAGGCCCGCGCCGAGCCCGGCGGCCACCGCUGGACCCUACCCUACAGCCUGGCGCCGGGCCGCGAAGAGUUAGGCCGCGGCGGCCGCCGCCGCCUGGUCUACGACGUGGUUUUCCACCCGGCGGCCCUCCGCCUGGCCGCCCGCAACGCCCGCUUCCGCCGCCUGCUCAGCGACACGGCGCUGGAGGCCGUGGAGCGCCAUUGCGCCGUGCAGCUCGACCGCGCCAACGCCGCCGUCCUCCGCGGCACCAAGUACAAGGGCGUCCCGCAGGCGCCCGUCAUCCGCACCCCGCUGCCCGGCGCCCCCGCCUCGUCGGCCCGGCCCCCCGGCCCCACCACGCCGCGCUGGAGCAUCCGCCACCGCUCCUACGUGGACCUGCAAGACUACCGGUGCUGCCGCGAUUCGGCGCCUAGCCCGGUGCCGCGGGAGCUGGUGGUGACGGUGGAGCUGCCGCUGCUGAGCUCCGCUGCCCAAGCCGCGCUGGAGAUCCGCGGCCGGGAGCUGCGCCUCGACUCGCAGCGUCCCGCCUACCGCCUGCGCCUCCGCCUCCCCUACGACGUGGACGAGAACCGCGGGCGGGCCGCCUUCAACAAGGCCCAGCGGCAGCUGUUGGUCACGCUGCCCGUGGUGCCGCGGCCCGGCCCGCAGGAACCGCUAGGCCCGGGCGGGGAGCGGCUGGAGGAGGCCGAACCCGCUGCGGAGGGCGCCAGCCCCGAGCCGGCUGCGCUCUGCGGCCUCGGCGAGGGUCUCCCUCCGUCCCCGCUCGAGAGCCCGGUCCUGCCGGCGGUAGAGGGCAGCCCCGGUGGGAUGGCUCUUCCCCGGGGCUCCGGCAGCCCCGAGGCCGCUGUGUGCCCUCCCUUCCAGUGCCGGCAGGAUGAGGCCUCCCUCACCCUGCUCCUGCAUGUGCCCGGCAUCCAGCCCCAGAGCCUCAGCGGGGAUGUGGGCACGAACCAUUACAGCCUCCGCUUCUCCAGUGACACUGGCGCCUAUGCCCUCUUCUUACAGUUUCCUCCUGCAAACAGGCUGGCGUCCCCCGAGACCAGCAUUAGCGUGUCUGCCCACAACGCUGCCGUUGGGCUUGCCAAGGCCCCCGACAGCACCGGGCCCUGGGAGAAGUUCUGCUUCGGCCUUGACGCCUCAGCUCUGCAGGAAAGAUUGUUUGUCAGUGAAGAAAACGUCGUUGGAUUUCUAGGCACUGUUUUACGCCCUCCCUUUUGCUCCCAAUCAGCACUGGAAAGUCAGCCAUUAAUUGAAGUGCUUGAUGUUACUGAGGACAGAAUUCAAAUCAGGUUGAAGCCGCAGGAAGCAGUCCAUUCUGAACAUGAUGGAAAAGAAGAAACGCUUAGCAGCUCAGGAGGAGAUCUCACUGAAAAGACAAAUGGCAACUACCCCCAAACAAAUGCAGAAACAAACUGUACUGCAGCUGACAGAGCCGAAGGAGAACAUGCUGCAGAAACCAACAAAACUUCCACAUCUUUUGCAACAGCUGAAACAAUAGGAAAAGUAGGUUGUAGUUCACACCAUUGUUUGCAGCAUGAACCUUCUGACACCAGUUCAGCGAUUCCUGGCGUAUCUAGGAGAAAAGAACCAGAUUUAGAAAGUGCCGUCACAGUAAGUGAAAUGGCUGUGGCCACAGACUCUGGAAAACAAGCAGGCCUUCUGUUGGAGGGGCAGGCGAAAGCGGAAGGGGAUGAAGCUGGUGUGCCCACAGGGUCAGCACAAGGGAACCAGCGCAGCCCGGACAGCAGGCCAGCCUCCCCGCUCCUGCAAGAAGUGAACACGCAGGAUGGGAGUGUGCAGAUCAUUAGGGAUCAUGUAACGCACUGCCCGGUCGUCUUUCAGAAUUCUUUGCUGUAUGAAUUGGACUAGUUUUAAUUAUUUUAGAAUUUCCUUCUGUUGUUUGAUGCUUACCACGACUUCCACAUGCUGGUUUAUGACUUCAGGGCUAAGAGUAGAACACAGGUGCCUACUGAAACUGUUUUGUUUACAUGUCAAGACAGAAUACUUACAUUGUUAAUAAUUUUUGAAGUUAAUAGGUCUGAGUUUUCUAAUCAUAUGUAUGGGCUGAAAUAAUUUUACGUACAAGAAAGAU
Messenger RNA from Haliaeetus leucocephalus (bald eagle), 2409 nucleotides. RefSeq names its product dynein, axonemal, assembly factor 2 (gene DNAAF2). The record is from RefSeq and is a predicted model, not a curated record. The coding region runs from base 24 to 2186 and encodes 720 amino acids. Gene Ontology annotation, biological process: axonemal dynein complex assembly. Lineage: Eukaryota; Metazoa; Chordata; Aves; Accipitriformes; Accipitridae. The transcript has 5 exons. Gene Ontology annotation, cellular component: cytoplasm.